AUGCCGCGCGAGCACAACAUUACACAUCGGGUCUCGAAGCCGCAAUGUUCCUAUCAAGCUUCACUCGCUCGAUUUUCCUUUUUAUCUUCUUCUCCGGAGUGGUCACGAAUUGUUCUGAUCUCGAAGAAGCUGUGAAAAAUUUGCGACAACUAGUGAAUACAAAAUCUUCGCGAGUGACACGGGAUUCCGAAGAUAUUUCGACGAUUUGGCUCGAUUACGAAUUCAAUAGUGGCGCUGGGAACAGAGAAGAACUCGUCGUGAAGGAUAUUUCCAUCCAUGAAUACUCAAAUCUUCCGGAAACGGUUUCCCAUUGGCAAUUCCUGGAGAUAAAUGGCACCGGUUUCUUGAUCCACACCGAGAAAUCAAUUUUAUCGUUUCACAAACUUGAUCUGGAUAACGUUUCCACCGGAGAUCCGGUGACUUUAAACGUCACCGGCGUUAUAUUGACGUAUAAAGUAAUCGGAUUGAACAAUUUUCAAUCAGGAGAUACUUUAGAAGUGGACGUUGUAGCUGUUUUAUGCGUGAAAUCGGGCAGCGUGACUUCCUUGCAAUGGUACAGGCUCCUCGAUGGCGAGAGUUUCCAAUUUUUCUGGCUGUGGCCGGUCCAGAAGCACAUCAAAGACUUGGAAUUCAUUCAAUAUGGCGAUCGAAAGGAAUUAUUACUGUUGGAGGAGGAUGAGAUACUAUUUGGGGCACAGUAUUCGCCUGUUAGCGUUUAUAGCUUCAGCAUCGAUUUUUCGAACAAUUUCUUUCAUUUCUGGCUCACUCAAAGGUCACUUGCACCGAAAGUGAACGAAAUGCAAAUCUGCCCGAUCUACGAAACCAUGUCCUUCGCUCUUCAAGGCGACAGCGAUGUAUUUCUCUAUGAGUACAAAGACAUCACCGUUGAUACCAUUUUCCAACCGCUGCAAACUAUCAAAUCACAAGAUUUGAGGAACCUUGUAUGCUUCGAGAGCGGUUACUUGCAGUUUCUAGCUAUAUCAGGACCGGAAGCUGGCCUCUUUCACUUCUUCGAGGGUGAAUUUCAUUACAACGUCGAGUCUGAAGCCAGUUUCGAUGUCUCAGAAAUAUCAUGGAUCAAAGAUAUCAGACUGGAUACAUACAGGGAUGAAUCGUUAUUACUUAUCCAACUGAAAAAUUCGACUGUGAUAGCUUUAGCCUGGCAAGGAUUAAGUUUUAAAAGAAUACAGUUGCCGAGUAACGUGCUCGAUCAUUUUGAUUUGUCGAAGAUCACUGUUAUUCCGAAAUUUGGAUUCAUUCUGGGAAAUAAGUUUGUGAAAUUUCACACUGAAUUAAAAGACUUGAAACAUCCGUCUCAGCAUACCACGGAGAGAUUAUUAAUUUUGCAACGUUUGUUAAACAGCCCUUUGCACCAUCAGGAAGAAAUUUUUAACAAAACGGAAUCGUUUCUCGAGAAAAGUUACUUUAAAAAUCCCGUGGUCACCGGAUUUUGGAACGUGAGCGAAGUGAAUGCGGAGAAUGCAACCAUAACCGACAAUGUCACGUAUCAUUACAUUACAGUUGGAUCCAUGAAUCUAACGAUUGAGGAUUUAAGUGUCAACGCGACCGAUUACACGGAAAAACUUAAAAAUUUGGAACGCAAGCUUCAUCGAAUCGAUUCUAAUUUGGAAAACGCUCUGGAUUCGAAUUUAACCGAGCUAAAUCUUAAUUCCGAGUUAGAAAUAUUUGGAAAUAUUCAUGUUCUAGGAAAUUUAACAGUGGAGAAUUUAACAGCAGAGUUCAUUAACAACAUCGAUGUGUCGAAAAAUGAUUUUCCAUCUCGGAAUGAGAAUGUAAUCCGAGAACUGAACAAGCUUUCUAGCAUAAUAGCUGAUAAUUUGACCAUCUAUUCGUUAAACGGUAUUCCAUUGAGUGAUAUUCGUUUUUCAAAUUCGUUUAAAGAUUACAGUGGAAUCGAUUUUUCAAAGGUAACACAAGCUGUUGUGGGGGGCGAUUUGUUUUUCGAGAAGAUUAAUGGAGUCGACUGGGACUCCUUAAUGAAGAAUGUUGUGUGGAAGAAUAAAAAAACGUUUAUCCCUGGAAAUACUGUCGUUGAAGGGACGCUAAUCGCAGACAAUGUAGAGAUAGAAACGCUGAACGAACUCGAAUAUCCAGAUGACUAUGUUCUGAUCAACGAUGACAUGCCAACGAAUGUAACUGGCAGAAAAUCAUUUAACCAGUUGCUCGUACAGGACCUGCAUGGGCUGAAAACGAUAAAUGGUAUUGACAUCGACGAUUUCGUAAUUCUGCACAAGGACAACGUGUUGAACGAGGAAAUUACGUUCGAAAAUUUGGAAGUAGAAGGUCCUACUCAGAUUGACGGUGAAGUAGUCGGAGCAGAGAGGGAAGAAGUGAAACUGAUAAACGAGACCUCCGAAAUUACGUCGCACAUUAUCUUCUCGAAUCUGACAGUGGUGGGGAACAUAAUCUUCGAAAAUUUGUUCCACACUAAGAAUCCCUUGCACUUUGACGAUUUAUUAUUGAAAACUGAUGAAAAUGUUAAAAUUACUGGCACCAAGACAUUUUUGGGUAACGUUGGGAUGAGAGGCAAUGUAACGAUCACGUCUGGUUUAAUUAAUGGACACCCGAUAGAAGAUUUCGCGACCACAAACACUUACCAGGAAUUUCCUAAUUUAACGAAAAUAUUGUCAAACGUCAGAUUCGAGAAUGUGACAUAUGGAUCGAUAAAGAAAUUGGAAGAUCUUCUGAAAGAAACCGGAAAUUCCGAAAACUGCCAGGAGAAGAUGAUCGUAUUGAAACCUCCUAUUGUCGUAGAUGAAUUAUCUUUUAACAGUAUAAACGAUAACAUGUCGUACGAUGAAUUCUCGAACAGUGUGAACGAAACGUUCCAAAACAUUAUUCUGGAGAACAUAACAACUGAAACAUUAAUGUCUAACGAGAUUGCACCUAAAGUUAUCAAUGGCGUUAAUUUCACAGAUUUCAUUAAAAAUCUGGAAUCAUUGAAUAAUAUAACAGAUUACUCGAUAGAUGAUUUGGAAACUGACAAUUUGGACGUGAAAUUUAUCAAUGAAAUGUCACUGGAUGAAAUUAAUGACCUGAUAGGUAGUAUGAACAUGUUGUUAGAGGACAUUUCUAAUAGAAACGCGAGUCUAGAGUCCCUUCGAGUCACUGGGAAGAUCAAAGUCAAUCUGAUCAAUGGAAUAGUCCUGAAGGACCUCUACAAAGAAAAUCAUACUGUGAUCUUCAAAGAUGACGUUAAUAUAGGAAAGUUAACGAUCCUUGGAUAUUUAAAUGGCUUCAACUUUACGGAAAAUGUCUUGGAUACGGUACUGAAGACUGAUACAGAUAUUGUAAUACAUGGACAUAAGACAUUUGAAACUGUGAACUGUAACGAAUUUGAGGUGGCUACUUUAAAUGAUCAUCCUUUAGAGAACAUUUUCGAUCCUACGAAGGACCAAGUGCUGUCUGGUUCUGUGAUAGCAAAUGGAACUGUGACGGUUCUGAAAAAUUUCCACGCAACCGGAAGUAUAGACAACAUCAAAUUCCAAGACUUGAUGGACAGAUUCAAGUUCCUAGGGAACAACAGCUAUGAAUUUCAUGGGAACGUUCGUUUCCAGGAAAAUGUAUCGGUUGAAAAUCUCAUUGCAAACGGGACGAUUCAAGGCAUAGACUUCGAUAGUUUUCUUAAAACGACAAUUUCCAAAAACGAAGACAACGUCACCAUUUCCGGCACGAAAGUGUUCGAAAAUUCUGUCACCUUCAAUAAUAAGUUCACCGUGCAUGAAAAAUUGAAUGACAUCAAUCUGAAGAAUUUCUGGGAGAACGUAGUUUUCAUUGACAAACCGUUUUCCAUCAAAUCGAAGAUUUUCUUCAAAGAUGGUAUUAAAGUUGAGAGGGAUUUAAUCGUUGAAAAAGAUCUCGAAGCACAAUCCAUCAUGGGAAUCGACAUAAGCGAACUGAAACUUGGUAUUCUGUAUUCGGACAGGCCUAAUUAUAUUAAAGAGUCCAUUGAGCUAACUAAUGUUACCUUUAAUGAAGAUAUUGAAUUGAAUAAUAUUAAUGGCUUGAACAUGAGGCUACUGAUAUCGUUGAAAAAUGAGCAGACCAUACCAGUCGAAGUGCUCAAAUGUCGAAACGUCACUGUUGACAAUUACCAAGUUUUGGGAAAAAUUAACGAUGAGAGUUUGGAUACAGUUCAAGAGACGACAUUCAUGAAAACUGGCAAUCAGAACAUCACGGGACACAUCAAUUUCAAGGGUCACGUCCACACUCGUCGUGAUUUUAACGCGCGCUUCAUCAAUGGCAUCGAUCCAACUCGAGUAAUUCCCUUAAAUUCGAAGAGCACGUUGGAAGGCAACUUUAAAUUCGAGAAGCCAGUAAUUCUGAACCAAAGUCUCCGAGUGUUGGGUAGUUUGAAUGGUAUAGAUCCUAAUCGUUGGGAAGCUACCGCUGUGAAGGCGAGUAAUUUCAUGCCGCAGAUUAUUACUGGUAACUGGACGAUAAAUGGUAGCGUGUAUUUUGAGAAUAGAGUUACUGGAAGUAAUGUUUUAAAUGGCACCAGGAUUGAUCAACUGGCGGACACCUUGGGAAAGAGACAUUUGGAGAUGGACGCUUUGAUAUCGGAAACAUAUGAAAGCCUGGACAGCAUAUGCCUGGAUCUAAAACACCUAAAGCAUUACUCCGAGAAACAAAUAUACAGGUUCAGCUCGUUCGACUAUCUGCAGGUCAUCGAGUUCGACAACCGUAUUGUCAGUCUGCACCACUUCGAGCUGGAGGGCUUGGACUAUCUGAUGAUAAGCUACAGUACCUGCCAUAUGCACACGUACUUGUUCACCGGGAAGAAAUUCGAGUUGGUCGCUAACGUGCCUAAUUUCGGAAUAAUUGAUCGAUGGACUACAUUUAGGCACAACGGCUCUGUCUAUUUUCUCACUUCAGGAACGCAAGACUGCGGAAAAAACUACACAAAUUUGUGGAAACUCGAACACGAAGAGUUCACACAUGUCUCGAGUCUAGGUCACAAGAUAGGUAGUAGAAAGGUGGACGAACAGGUUCUUCUGAUGAUGAUUGAUCGAAAAGACGAGAAACGAUCCUCGAAAACAGCUAAUGAAGACCUGGAGAAGGUUAUGUUGUCCCUAGCAGGUGACGAUGACGUGAAAACCAUUUUGCAGGACGACCAUCUGCUGCUGAAUAGCAAGCAGAGGUCUUACGAGUACGAUGUCGGUAAAACGAGGAAUACAAUUGUUGAAAGAAGGUCUGGGAAUCCGGAAAUUUUUCAUUUUAAAGCGGGAGUGUUCGAGAAAGAGAUGUUCUUGUACUACGAUGAGGACGUUAGCGAGGAUCGAAUAUUCAUUUACAACAAUAAUGAGCCACGUAAGAUUCUCCAGACCAUAAAAGCUUACAAGCCAACAUCAUUCGCGGUUCUUAAUUUCGAAGGAAAUGUCGAGACACUCUUACUUUUCGUUGAAAAUAAAAAGUAUCUUCGAAUGUAUGAGUACAGAGGCGUAAAAGGCUUCACGUAUAGGGACAAUAUUAUAAUAGACAUCGAUAAGUUACUCAGCUUCAAAAUUCGCAAGUAUGAUAACUUAGCAAAGCGCCAGCAUCUUGCUUUGAUCCACGAGAAUCGAUUGACAAUAUUGGAGGCGAAUAUGUAUGGCGAGAAAACUGAUAUGGAUUGGUUAACGUGUUAAAAGAUUAAUACUUUCACUAUUAUCAUCAGUAUAAACAGAAUAGAUAUUAAAAAUAUCGAUAAAGUAGUAAUUUAUUUAUAUUUAGAAUUAUUUAUAGGAGUUUCCUAUACGUUAUUUAUAGAGGUACUUAUAGAGCUGUCAUUUAUAAAGUUUUGUACAAAUCUGUUAGCAAGUAAUUGCAAAUAUCAUAAUGGCGUUACGUUAUAAAUAAAUACUGUAUAAUUGUCUGUAAUUAUCAUAAUAUUCCUAUUAGUGAAACUG
Molecule: messenger RNA, 5909 nt
Organism: Nomia melanderi (Alkali bee)
Lineage: Eukaryota; Metazoa; Arthropoda; Insecta; Hymenoptera; Halictidae
Gene: fs(1)N
Product: female sterile (1) Nasrat
Source: RefSeq, a predicted model, not a curated record